Molecule: messenger RNA, 1080 nt
Organism: Arctia plantaginis
Lineage: Eukaryota; Metazoa; Arthropoda; Insecta; Lepidoptera; Erebidae
Source: the annotation of a GenBank genome assembly
AUGGAAAUGAAUUUACAAACUUUAUUUCAGGAUUUUAAUCCUAGCAAAUUCGUGGUUCACAGUUGUAUGCUUAUUUUUACGGCAUUAAUAGCUUUAAAGUUAGAUAAUUCUAUAACAUGGUCUUACUGGGCCGUGUUUACACCAAUAUGGGUGUGGAAGUUUCUUGUGGUAAUUGGUGCUACAGUUGGCACAUAUGUUUGGUGGCAGUACCCUCACUUCAGGUUGGAGGGUGAAGCAUACAUCCACUAUAAAGCUAUGUUAAUAAGUCUUGCCAUACAUCUAAUCCUUCUUAUGUUUGAGCUGCUUGUCUGCGACCAGUUGACUACAGGCCGUCAUGUUUGGAUACUGGUCUUUAUACCACUUAUUUUUAUAAGUAUAGUGUCUAUUGCUAUCUGCAUAUGGUCUGUGAAACAUGAUCGCAGUUAUGAGUUGGAGUUAUUUUGUGCUGUUAACAUACUCCAGUUUAUAUUUCUUGCCUUGAAGUUGGAUGAAUUUAUCAGUUGGAGUUGGGAGGUAGUGUUUGUUCCACUGUGGAUAUUAAUGUGUCUCAGUUUAGUAGGGGUGGUAUACAGCAUAAUAUUCGCAGGGAUUCUGCUCCGAACCCCUGAUGCCAACAUACAGCAGCGUCGCACAAGCUUCAAUUCUGCGCUGGCCUACACGUUCACGGUCAUACCUAUUUUGGUGUUUCUGGUGCUAUUAUCAAACAAAUUAGACGAUGGUCUUCCGCUAUUGUACACGGUGGUAGUAAGCCCGCUGUUCGUUAGUUAUGCAACGCUAAUCAUCAUGUCCUUCAGUUCUAAAGGUGGCAAUAAAUGGUGGUUUGGCAUAAGGAAAGAUUUCUGUCAAUUUCUACUAUCAGUCUUUCCAUUACUUCAAGAAUAUGCCAACAUUGCAUAUAACAACAAUGUAAAUAGAGGCUCGAACGUAAUACCCACCGAACCACCUCCUAUCCAGGAACCCUAUAGAGACGAAGAAGCUCAAAAGAAAGUGAAGGAAAGUAAAAAGUCGCAGAAGAAUCAUAAAAAGAACGAAGCCAUGAAACCGGUAGUGCCUAUAACGAGUAUAGAUAUGCCAGAUUGA